GGAAACCAUUGACCACAGCGUUUCUUGACCCCGUUGUCUCACACGCACACGUCUACACUGAGUGUCUCUGCCUCACUCCGCUCAGCCACUCGCCAGCUUAGUUAUCACAAACACAUUGAUGGGCGCCAGCAAAGCCCACAGCACGCCCACGAACCCCACCCUCACCCAGCCGCCCUCAUGCCCAUGCCACCCCGUCCACACCACUACCUGCGGCAAAGCGAUCUCGCACACCUCCACCACCACCAGCCCCACGGACGCGCCCACACCCAGCGCCACAGCAGCCGUCAGCAGCCACUGGCCACGCUGCUCGAUGUCCGUCCCAUGGUCCUGCGGGCCGCCCUUCAUGCGGCUCUCCAGCGAGGGGUGGCACCUCCACCCCAAAGAUAUGCCUCUUCCGCCGCGCUUGGUCGUCUUCUUGGCCCGUGCUGGCUUGGGAAUCAGAGGUUUGCCGCCCCUCGCGCGUGGCGGCCGGCCCUUAUCGGCUGCCGUGAGUGAUGCCGAGCCGAAGGAUGCCAGUCUGGCCGCCUCCAUCAGCUCCGGCUCACGCAACACCACAGACGGGCUGGCUGUGGUGGCCGCGUAUUUCUUGCCUGCUGAGGCCUUGCCGCCGUUGGGCAGCUUAAGUGGUUUGGGUGCCGCCGACCUGGCGCUGUGUGAGGCGGAUUUGGGUGAGGGCGGGGGCUGCUUCCGGUUGAUGACCGAGAAUGCGACACAGAGACACCCCCACAGUGCGAGCACCAGGCAGCAGAGGAUGGCUGCGUUGACGAGAGGGUAGUACCGCCCCGGCUCAACGAAAUUGACCACCUCUGCCAGCAGACACACUGUCCCACCGUUCUCAGUCUCGCAGCAGCAGGACCAUGUGAGCAGGCCCCAUGAAGGCAGCAAAGCCACCAGGGGGGUCAGCAGGUCCAGAAAGAUGCCCCGCAGCCCCAGCUGGAAGGUAUAUCGGCGUGGCGGGGGCUGCUGUCUGUUCUCGGCUCGCUGCUGGCAGAGGUAGAGCAGGGCGAAGUCGAUUACGAGUGCCGGUACGGCCGCGCCGACGGCAUAGACGAGGUGCAUCCAGAUGUAGAAGGAGUCUGGCUCGCAUCGCAGCGGGGUGGGGGUGGACAGGUGGGACAUAGACGAGAAGAUGCCCGCCCAGUCGUCGUCGCCAUGAUGGAAGGAGCUCACACCCAACACAGCACUGCGAAUCGCCUACAUGUAAUGAGAACGAGCGAAUGCAGAGACGGCCAGGCGUGUAUCGGUGUUUGUUGAUGUGAUGUAUGCAGGGGUUGUUUGCCACAUGCUAUGCUUACCAUGGCAACAAAGAAGGCCGACACGGCUCCGCUCACAAAGGUGGCGGCCCGCCAUGCAACCCCAGUGGACGCCGACAUGGCCCCAAUGCCUGUCCUCCUCCUGGCGCUCCUGCUGCCCCCACCCUGACUGGCAUGGUGCUCGUUCCCAUCCACGUCGGGGUUGGUCUCUGUCGCACCAUCCGUCUCUGUCAGGCCAUCCACCACCACCACCGACGGGCCGCUCUCGAAUGCCUCCUCCUCUGGGCGGUAGUCGUAUGUGGCCUUGCGGAGUGCUCUCCUUGGGCAGGAUUGGCCAAUGAUGCGCUUUGGUGGGGGGAUGGGGAUGGAUGGGCAGAGGGGCAGGAGGGCCAGGAAGGCCCGGUAGAUGAGGAUGAGAACGGACGCGGCGGCGAAGAUGAAGGCGACUAGGGCGAUGGUCAGCCAGGGGCUGUGCCAGUGAGCUACCAGCCACACCUGAACAAAAAUGACGAACAGUGAUCGCGGCGCAUCGUCCCUUUGAAGUGUUUUUCUCUCCGUCUUUCCUUGACAGCGCCAAUCGCAUCAAUGAGGGCUAGUGCGGUAGGGGGUGAUGUCAUGAGUGUCCAUGGCCAGGCCCACGAGAGGGGCAGGAACGGCGAAAGGCAGCUCAAGACACACCACACACCGGCAUGAAGACCACGCAAUCGGGCAGACUCCUGCAAUCGAUUAAGAUCAGUCAGUUAGUUGCUGAGAGGGGGAUGGAUGCACUGCGGUCGUUCACCUUUGGGCUGGAUGUGCCGCCCAUCAUGUCGAUGAAGGUGUCAAAACCCCACGCCCACACUACAGCCUGACAGAACACGUCGACGAAGAGAUCAUUCUUCCACCAUGCACUCUCUCUCUCUCUCUCGUGUCGGACGCACCAGCAGCACAGUCACACUGAGACAGAUGGUCUUGAGCGUGUGAACCUUCUCCUUCCCAGCCGCCGCCACCCUUGAACCCUGCCCCCGCUCCUCCCGACUCGACCCGCUACUCAGCGUCUCCUCCAUACGACGCCCGUCCCCCGAUAUCUGCCGCUUGGCACCGCCGCCGCCCUCCGGAAACGGCACAUUGGACGCAGUGGGUGUGAGGUCAGCCCCGCAACCGUGGGAUGGGUGGCCGUCUGACACGCCACCACUUGCAGACUGGCUGGCAGAUGGCGCAGGCGACGGCCGCUCGGUCUUGACGGCGACGCUCGUAUGCCACUGCCGCCCGACGGGUGGGCUAUCCAGAGCGGCGUCUCCACCCUCUUGUGACGCCACUGUCGGUGGUGGCCUCUCGCCUUGCUGAAGGCCUGAUGCAGGGGGACUCUCAGCCGCCGCCUUGCGUACAGCAUCGAGCAACAGGGAGCGGCGGAACGACCGGCUGCUGCCCCCCGCAGCCAUGUCGAUCUUCAUGCUCGCCCUCUCUAGCAGGAACUGAUGCCGCGACGCGUGGGCCAAGGAUGAGUGUGGGUAUGGUGACAGGGUGCAGAGGAGCUUGGACGUCCCGAGCACCCAGACCUCGGCCGUCUGCUCGUCAGCGGUGAAAAAGUCGUAGGAGCGUGUGGGCGUGAGGAGGGAGAAGGCGCAGUAGGGCGGGAUGGCGGACGGCAGCACGCGCCACAGGCAUGGGUUGGCUUGCAGGCCGAAGAUCAGCGCCUGGACGGUCGAGAGGGAGACGGACUUGUGCUUCUGCUGCCUCGUCGCCGAUGGCGUCUGGGGCUUGGCUGUGUCCCUCCGCCAGCAAAGGCGCCACUCGCGCCGGUCGCCAUCGCACUGCAGCCAUGCGAACUGCUCACGACAGCGAUGAGGGGCCUUCGACGUGACCUGGAGGGAAUACACGACCAUCAUCAGCCGGGAUGCUUUCCCUUGGUUGGCCGUUCCACACAGCCAUGCCAGCCAGCAUACCUUGGUGAGGGCGGUUCCUUUCAUGAGGACUUUGAGCUCUUUCAGCGGUGCCUCGCGCGAUGCUGCACGGCGCGACAGGCGGCGCUGCCUGACCUGCUCGAGGGCCAGCGAGGUGCGGCUGAGGUCAGACUGCAGGGCCUCCCUGGCCUUCUCGCUCGCCUCCAGUGAGCCUUGCAGAUAGGCCUCACCACGCUCCUGCACCCAGGAGACAGACACUCAGAUUAACGUCAGUCAGAGGGUGUCUGUCUCCCGGCACUUACCCAUUUUUCACGCGCCUCGGUUUCCUCUCGUAGUCUGUUCUCGAUCUCUUCCCGCUCUUGCUCCUGCAAUGCAAUGCACACAGAGAGGCGCAAAUAAGUCAUAGACAGACACUUUGUGGAUCGGUCAGCGUCGACCGAACAGACAGACCUGCAGCUGCAUCUGCAGCCUGAGGGAUGCCAGCUCGGCCUCCACCCUCUCCAGCCCUCCCCCACUGCCCACCGCCUCCAAUGCCGCCCGGCCUUGCUCCUCCCUCUCACGCACCUCACGCACAUACUCCUCCUGCUGCGCCAGCUCCUGGGUCAGCUCGCCCAGCAGACUCUCACUCAGCGAAUGAUACCUGGCCAAUGUGCCCUCCGAUCGGACCAGCAGGCCCUUAAGCUUCUCGUUCUCCUCUUCCAGACCCCUGGUUGCCUCUUCGUUGUCUUGGCUUGCCCUCAACAUAGCCGCUGCAGACUCCUCCCCUUGCUCAUCAGCCACAGGGACAGGGGCUGGCCCUGUGUCUCCCUUUCUCUCGUCGAGACCAACGCUCGCACUGCUCAGCAUUGGUGGCGGGCUGGGGUCGGCGUUAGUGUGGCUGGGGAUGGGUCUGUCCCUCUCGGGAGGAGAGAAGCCCACAGGGUCGAUCUCCUCAAAUGGGGGCGACCGCGGGCGAGUGCGAGAGGGGCUGUCGGUGCCUUUGGGGAUGGAGGAGAGGGGGAGGGGCGGCACCUGUCCCUGCGGGGGUGGAGAGGGAGGGGGAGGCUUGGAUGGGGAGGGCGGAUGGGACAGCUGCAAGGCUUCAAUCGAGCCCUGCAGCUCACACAGCUUCUCGUCCAAAGUCAACGACCGGAGCGGCCUGCACGAUAGACCAAAAGAACAAGAGACAUGAAUGGAGUGUGUGCUGGUGCUGCUCUGUGUCUGCUGCCCUUUACUUGUCUUGCUUACACUCGCUGGCUGAUAGGUGUCCAGCUCCUCUGCACGGAUGCCCCGUCGUCCAUGUCAGCACCGUCAUCCCCUUCCCCCACCGAUUCCUCUGUGGGGGGAGCGGCGAUGCGUGGGAGAGCAGGGGGGCUCUCGUCCAUACGUGUCGCCCCACGCCUGUUUCCAGGUGUCUUUGGCUGGUCCUGCACUGCAGCUGGCGAUGGUGCAGCAAAUGGAGCAGAAGGAGCCGUGUCGUCCCUCGCCAUCCUCUCCUCCUCGGGCUCCUUCUGGCUGCGUGAAGUGGCGCUCUUCAGGUGGGGCGACGUGAUGUCCGAGUGCAUGGACGAUGAGCCGGCCUCGAAUGACGGUUCCUCCAGAUCGACGCCCAUCUGCUGGGGUGGUGACCUGACGCCGGCUGACACCCUGGACUCCGAUGGGGCCCUCGCAUCCCACUGGUCGCUGGCAGACGCAGAGGGGCGGAGGGAGGCAGCGACACGCGCAGCCUUGGCCAGACUGCUGCUGUCUUCUUUCGCCGACCCAAAGGGUAAUGCAGAGCCGCCUUUCUUCUCAUCCUCGGGCUGUUGCUCCCUCUCCGCCCCCAUCGCCACCACCCAGAUCGCUCCGUCACUCUCAUCGCCUGACCCCCUGUCGAAGGAUGGCGCCGCAAAGAGGGCCUUCUCACGGGGCUCAGCAGCUCCGGCGUCCACCUGAGAAGCGCCGGGGGGCCUUGGCGGCAGACAAAGCACAACGGUGCUGUGCUGAAGCGGCCUGUCAGAUCCGUCGGGAGGGCUGGAAAAAGUGGGCGUGUCGGGGGCCUGCCGGGCGUCCUCCUGAUUGUCCUGUUGCUCCUUCAGAUCAAGAAGUGGCCGAGGCCGCCCGGCCCUCGAGGCCCCAUCAUCCGUCCCCCCGCCUCUGUUGAUCCUUCCCCGACCUCGUGGUGCGCCUCCUGCUUGAGCCGGCCGGCCCCUUUGAGUCAUCGACGAUGGCCGUGUCUGCCCAAGUCCGGCCGAGGGCGUCCUCUGUGGCUUUCGUGUCCCUCUGCGCAGCUGGGCAGCACCGCUCACGGCCAUAGACGCAGACGAGAUGCGAAGAUUGCGAGGCGGACGGGAGGCGUCUUUGUGAGGUCCGGCGAGGCUGGCGGCUUCAUCAGACUCUGCUGUCGUGUUGGUGCGAUGAGUAGCGGUGCGGCGGGCUCUGAACACAGUGAACAGCAGCGGCAAAAUCAGAUGAGGUUCGAUGGUUUUCCUCGUCCUACCUUUCUUCCUGGGCCGCCAUGAACUGUUCUCUGAAGUGCUUGGUGCGCUCAGCCAAUUCGUGGUGCCGCCGCAGGCAUUCAAUGGCCUCUGAAGCACCGCAGAUGGACGCAUUGAUGGAUGGACACAACCAAGACGAUCCAAGACGGACAGAUCUGCGUUGUUCUCACCUUGCCUCAGAUGUAGUUCGUACGCUUUUGUGGACUCUGCCAUACUCCAACGGCAGAAAAAGAG
Vitrella brassicaformis is the source of this 5826-nucleotide messenger RNA. The record is from the annotation of a GenBank genome assembly. Lineage: Eukaryota; Vitrellaceae.